Vitis riparia (riverbank grape) is the source of this 3886-nucleotide messenger RNA. RefSeq names its product LRR receptor-like serine/threonine-protein kinase. NCBI's taxonomy places the organism in Eukaryota, Viridiplantae, Streptophyta, Magnoliopsida, Vitales, Vitaceae. The coding region runs from base 168 to 3449 and encodes 1093 amino acids. Gene Ontology annotation, molecular function: ATP binding; protein binding; protein kinase activity. The transcript is spliced from 2 exons. The record is from RefSeq and is a predicted model, not a curated record. Gene Ontology annotation, biological process: protein phosphorylation.
AACCCAUCUCCAUCACCAUCUCUCAAUUAACAACAAUAUCAAUUAGAAUAAUAAUAGAAAAAGAAGGUGCUCUUGGAUCCAGAUCUUCUGCUUUUCUUCUAUAAACAAAACAUGGGGUUCCCCCCUCUACAAUCCCAAAACAGAUCACCUGUUCUCUUCUCUCAGCAAUGCCUGCAACUCUAAGGAAUCUCUUGCUUUCUCCCAAUAUCUUCUCCUUCUCCUUUACCUUCCUUCUCUCAAUAAACUCUCUUUUCUUCUCCUGUUGUUUCUCCAUUGAUGAACAGGGCCAAGCUCUUUUAACAUGGAAGAACGGUUUAAACAGCUCUACAGAUGUGCUGAGGUCAUGGAAUCCUUCAGACCCCAGUCCAUGCAACUGGUUUGGGGUUCAUUGCAACCCAAAUGGAGAAGUAGUUCAGAUAAGCUUGAGAUCAGUAGACUUGCAGGGCCCAUUGCCUUCAAAUUUUCAGUCUCUCAAUUCCUUGAAGAGCCUUAUCCUCCCAUCAGCCAAUCUCACCGGCACAAUUCCAAAAGAGUUUGGAGAAUACCGUGAACUGGCUCUCAUCGAUCUUAGCGGCAAUUCAAUCACAGGCGAAAUCCCAGAGGAGAUUUGCAGGCUGAGCAAACUGCAAAGUUUAUCCCUUAAUACAAAUUUUCUGGAAGGGGAAAUUCCUUCCAACAUUGGGAACCUCUCAAGUCUUGUGUACCUGACACUAUACGACAAUCAACUGAGUGGCGAAAUUCCAAAGAGUAUUGGAGAAUUAACCAAGCUAGAAGUUUUCCGAGCUGGUGGUAAUCAAAAUCUCAAAGGUGAGCUACCAUGGGAGAUUGGAAACUGCACAAACUUGGUUAUGAUAGGCCUUGCAGAGACCAGCAUUUCUGGAAGUCUUCCUUUUUCAAUUGGGAUGCUGAAGAGAAUCCAAACCAUUGCCAUUUAUACUGCUCUAUUGUCGGGUCCCAUCCCACAAGAGAUUGGAAACUGCAGUGAGUUGCAGAAUCUGUACUUGUAUCAGAAUUCCAUCUCCGGUCCAAUCCCCAGGGGAAUUGGGGAGCUUGCAAAGCUUCGGAGUCUACUGUUGUGGCAGAACAGCUUUGUGGGUACAAUACCAUCUGAAAUAGGAGCCUGCUCUGAGCUCACAGUGAUUGACUUAUCGGAGAAUCUUCUGUCAGGCAGCAUACCAGGAAGUUUUGGAAACCUUCUGAAGCUUCGGGAACUUCAACUGAGCGUUAAUCAGUUAUCAGGCUUCAUACCUUCUGAAAUCACAAACUGCACAGCUCUGAAUCAUCUUGAAGUUGACAACAACGACAUUUCUGGUGAGAUUCCGGUUCUUAUCGGCAACUUGAAGAGCUUGACUCUGCUCUUCGCUUGGCAGAAUAAGCUUACAGGCAGUAUUCCAGAGAGCCUUUCCAAUUGUGAGAAUCUUCAGGCCCUUGAUCUGUCAUACAAUCACCUCUCUGGUUCAAUCCCAAAACAGAUUUUUGGAUUGAAAAACCUCACCAAGGUGCUGCUGCUUUCAAAUGAGCUAUCAGGCUUUAUACCGCCUGAUAUCGGAAACUGCACAAAUUUGUAUAGGUUCCGGCUUAAUGACAAUAGGCUGGCAGGUACUAUUCCAUCGGAGAUUGGAAAUUUGAAGAGUCUGAAUUUCCUGGACAUGAGCAACAACCAUCUCAUUGGGGGAAUUCCUCCAUCAAUUUCAGGAUGCCAAAACCUUGAGUUUCUUGAUCUUCACUCAAAUGGGCUCACUAGUUCUGUGCCUGAUACGCUGCCCAUAAGCCUACAGCUUGUGGACGUAUCAGACAAUAUGCUUACAGGUCCGCUGACUCCGUACAUUGGGUCACUAGUUGAACUAACCAAACUCAACCUGGGGAAGAAUCGAUUUUCGGGGACAAUCCCAGCUGAGAUCCUUUCCUGCAGUAAGCUACAAUUGUUAGAUCUCGGAAACAAUGGCUUCUCCGGUGAAAUUCCGAAGGAAUUGGGUCAACUUCCAGCGCUGGAAAUCUCUCUCAACCUUAGCUGCAACCAGCUUACAGGCGGAAUCCCAAGCCAGUUCUCUAGUCUUAGCAAGCUGGGGGUCCUUGAUCUCUCUCAUAACAAGCUCACUGGGAAUUUGAAUAUCCUCACGAGCCUCCAAAAUCUAGUUUUCCUCAAUGUCUCCUAUAAUGACUUCUCCGGUGAACUGCCUGAUACCCCAUUCUUUCGGAACCUCCCCAUGAGUGACCUUGCUGGAAAUCGAGCUCUCUACUUCUCCAAUGGGGUUGUGGCCCGGGCCGACAGCAUAGGCCGUGGCGGGCACACCAAGUCGGCAAUGAAGCUGGCCAUGUCCAUCCUCGUUAGCGCCAGUGCAGUACUGGUACUGCUUGCAAUUUACAUGCUAGUUCGUGCCCGUGUCGCCAACAGGCUCUUAGAAAAUGAUACUUGGGAUAUGACUUUGUACCAGAAGCUGGAUUUCUCCAUUGAUGACAUAAUCCGGAACCUAACAUCAGCUAAUGUGAUCGGGACGGGAAGCUCUGGAGUGGUCUACAGGGUGGCAAUUCCAGAUGGACAAACACUCGCAGUGAAGAAGAUGUGGUCAUCAGAAGAGUCGGGAGCAUUCAGUUCUGAAAUUCGGACACUGGGCUCGAUCCGGCACCGGAAUAUUGUGAGACUUCUGGGAUGGGGAUCAAACCGGAGCCUGAAACUGCUGUUCUACGAUUACCUUCCCAAUGGAAGCUUGAGCUCGCUCCUUCAUGGUGCGGGAAAGGGAGGGCCAGACUGGGAGGCAAGGUAUGAUGUUGUGCUGGACGUGGCACACGCCGUUGCUUAUUUGCACCAUGACUGUGUGCCUGCAAUCUUGCAUGGGGAUGUGAAAGCCAUGAACGUGUUGUUGGGCCCUAAGCUUGAAGCUUAUCUUGCUGAUUUUGGGCUGGCUAGGGUUGUCAAUAACAGUGGUGAGGAUGAUUUCUCCAAAAUGGGCCAGAGACCUCACCUUGCUGGUUCUUAUGGAUACAUGGCUCCUGAACAUGCUUCAAUGCAACGUAUCACAGAGAAGAGCGAUGUUUACAGUUUUGGUGUGGUUCUUCUGGAGGUUUUGACAGGAAGGCAUCCCUUAGACCCAACCUUGCCUGGGGGUGCACACUUGGUUCAGUGGGUUCGUGAUCAUUUGUCGAAAAAGCUGGACCCAGUUGACAUUCUUGAUCCAAAGCUUAGGGGGAGGGCUGACCCUCAGAUGCAUGAAAUGCUCCAAACGCUAGCAGUUUCAUUUCUCUGUAUCAGCACCCGAGCCGAGGAUCGUCCAAUGAUGAAGGAUGUUGUGGCAAUGCUCAAGGAAAUUCGACAAGUCGAUGCUCUAAGGGCAGAGACUGACUUGUUGAAGGGGGAUUUGUCGACUCUACCUUCAUCUCCUCCUACUCACAACAUGGUUCUGCAAGGAUCCUCUAACUGUUCCUUUGCUUUCUCUGAUGAGUCAGUCUGAUAGGGGUCUUUAGAAGGUCACACUUCACAAUAUUUGCAUAUAUUCUAUUGAAGAAUCCCUUAGAGCAGGGAAGAUAUGUUACAGGAGAAUUGCUAUGUUAAGAGGCAUAAUUUCUACUUUAUCAGGUUCAUAUAGAUUGAAGUAAUUAGUUCUUGGCGUAGGUUCAAUUGAACAGUAGAUCAACUAGUGUAACAAAAAUGGCAGACGCUUGAGUGUGUCAUUUUUGCUCGUUGGGUGAGGAUGGAUGACUUGGUAAAACUUCUUCAAUAGUUAUGACAGUGCAGGUGAGGGAGAUCAUGAAAUGGGUUGUCACUUCACUGUAUUUUGAGGGUAAGAGAGUGACUGUAGGGUGGAGCUGGAGCUAGAACAAUGAUUGGUUGUUUGGAUUUAUGUAGUUAGAAUUUAUUGCAAGGAAUGAGAUUCUCUCUCUCUGUCUC